Molecule: messenger RNA, 2976 nt
Organism: Fundulus heteroclitus (mummichog)
Lineage: Eukaryota; Metazoa; Chordata; Actinopteri; Cyprinodontiformes; Fundulidae
Gene: tpd52l2b
Product: tpd52 like 2b
Exons: 10
Coding region: 212-955 (247 amino acids)
Cellular component (GO): cytoplasm
Source: RefSeq, a predicted model, not a curated record
GCUAGCUUGACAGAAAGUUGUUCCGGCUGAGCUGGCUGUGGGUUGGGGCUGUACGGAGUCCGCUGGCAGUUCCCGUCGACGUCGCUCUCUACGUGGAAGUUGAUCGCCCUCGUCGGGGAGAUUUCUGGGGGGUUGAACUCACCGAGCUGCUUCCCACCGCCGCUUCGAGCCCAACCGGUCCGAAUACUGCAGGUUCCGUCGAGCUGACGCCAUGGACCCGGCCAGUCAAGACAUCAACCUGAACUCGCCCAACAAAGGCCUGAACAUGGACCGCUCAGACCACCUGGCUGACGUCCAGGUGGAGGGAGCGGCGGGGAGCCCGGCUCACCCUCUUCCUCCCGGCCUGACGGUGGAGGAAGCCGAGGAGCUCCACAUCGAGCUGACCAAGGUGGAGGAGGAGAUCAACACCCUGCGCCAGGUUCUGUCCGCCAAGGAGAGGCACGCCUCGGAGCUGAAGAGGAAACUGGGCCUCAGUCCGCUCAACGAGCUCAAGCAGAACAUCACCAAGGGCUGGCAGGACGUGCAGACUUCCCAAGCCUAUGUGAGAACCUCAGAGAAACUGGGCGAGUGGAAUGAAAGGGUUACCAGCUCCGAUCUAUAUCAGUCGGCCUCUGCCACUUUGGAAGACAUUGCCCAGUCUGAAGCAUACAAGAAGACCCAGGAGACGCUUUCUGAGGCGGGACAAAAGACGAGUGCAGCUCUCAACACGCUGGGCACGGCCAUCAGCAGGCGGCUGGGGGACAUGAGAGCGCUGCCUUUCUCUAAUUCCUUUAGUAGCAACUAUUCCAUUCGCCACUCCAUAAGUAUGCCCGCCAUGAGAAACUCUCCAACUUUCAAGUCAUUUGAGGACCGAGUGGGGAACCUGAAGCAUAAGGUCGUCGGGCCCAGAGGGAACGGAGAGACCGUCAGCUCCCCCACCGACACCACCCCCACUCAGGAGAACCCGCCGUUCUGAGUGCGCCACGCCACGCCGCCGCCUCCUCCCCCUCGCCGCCCCCUUCCUCACGACCUCAGACUGUACUGUUAUGGAGCCCGGACCUCUGACCCUUCAGCAACACUCUGCAUCUCGUCCUACGAUCAGUAAAACGCGCCGCAGCAGGCAGACUGAGUGGACCGCCCCGUGGUCUUCUUCCUCGCCGCUGGGGUCCCGUUUAAACCUGAAUAAUUUGCCUCCUCCUAGUUAAACGCUCCUCAGCAUCAUUUUGAGCCAGAAAUCACUUUCACGAAAGGAAAAGCCUAAAAGAUGUUGAGCUGUUUUUGUUUUGUUGCCAACUUUAGUUUGAGAGCCGGCGCCUGUGAUGCUCCCUGUGCGUCAGGAUGGCGUUCAGUGCCAGUAAAAAAAAAACUAAACACCAACCUUCCCCUCUUCUUGCACUCACACUGUGAGCACGCGUUACCUUCACCUCCUCGCCGCCACCGUCUCCUCUCACACCUGCAUCCCGUCUGUUUCACAGCUCUCUUAAUGCACACUUGGCUUCGCGUUUUGAUUGAGGACAUCUUGGAUGUCAGCAUGUUCGUCUCGUCUCAGAAACCCUGCACACGGCCACAGCACCACGACAGAACCGCCACGGGUUGUAAAAACUGCACCCAUUUUGUAUUAUAGACAGUUUUACACAGCUUUGCAUAACGUUUUUACAUAAUUUUUAUCAAUCUGUAUAAAUAUAAAUGACUACAAUAUAUCGUCAGCGGUAAUAAUCAGGGUUUGGAGGACUAAAAAAAAAACGGUCAGUGUGGUAAAGCAACACUAACGGGUCAGUUUUCCUCAGCCAGGAAGGAGUUGGUUACACUAAUUUGAACUCUGAAUACAGCCCAAACCGGUUUUAAUUUGAUAAACUGGGUCUAAUUUUGGUUUUUUUGUUUCAUUAGUGUGGAUGUGAAGCCAACCGUGGUUUGCCAGCUGCUCUGCUUUGCGGCGUACGCCACCUACUGAGCCGUCUCACCGGUCCAGAUUUAGCGUAAAGGAGAAGGAAGCUUUGACUUUUACUCCUUUCGGUGUCCAUCUAGAGACUCUGAGGGCCACAGAAAUAUCUUGCGCUGCCAUAGCCGACACUUUAGCCUAACAGGUGUCUGAAUGUACACACGUUUGCUGCUGUUAACACAAACUAAAUUCAUUGGCUGCGUGACACUAAACUGAGAAGCUGGGCGUUUUGGAGGCUCUGCACUUGAUUUAGUUUUACUCCAGCAGACAUUGUGCUUGUUGGGAAAUAUUCUCCUGCAACUUCUACGUUCUCUCAUUUAAAGUCCACCCUUCCCAGCCGCAGAGCGUGUCCCGUUUCCCCCCCCCCUCCGCUGCAGGAGAAAGGCUUUGUAAUCGAGAACGUUGUCCGACUCUGCAGCGACUUCUAAAGCUCCAGGUCCGACUUCUCAUCCGACUGCUUCACUGGGUCAUACGUGUGUUUUAUUGUUUCAUUUGUGUUCACGAUUUGUUGGAUUACAUGUUCCUGUUAGGGAGGGGAAAUGUUUCCCCUUUCCAGGAUUUGUACGAUUCUUACGCCAUAAGCUGAAGUUGCCAACAUUUGAAUAUAUCUGUUACAUGAUGCCUCCUCAUCUGGCCAGGUUUUUCUUUUCCUAGAGGGAAAUUCUUUCGCACGCCGCAAGAAAUCUUCAUCUCAAGUCGUUGGCUUUAGGAUUUAUCCCGAAGUGAAAGAAAUGUGAUUUAGUUGGAAGGUUUUUCCCACUGACUUAAAUUGUUUAGAAGAAACUUUUUGGCCUUUUUUUUUUUUUCUUUUCUUAUUUGUAUCUUUGGAGACGGCCAAACAAAGACGUACCUUUUUGUUUUGGGUGCCAAGGGAAGUGCAGCUCGCACAGAGGAGGGUGUAGUACUCGGAGCUUUAUUCACCUGGUGUCCUGGCUUAGUCUCUGCUGGUGUAGAUCCUGGAAAGUGGUGAGAUUUGGGAAAUCAUGCUAAAAUAAUUAAAGAUCUCUGGUUUUGUUGUAUAUGUGUGGAGAUCAAUAAAGCAUUCCUUUAAAAGAAAA